AUGACCGAAAAUAUCGCAAACGAAGAACUACUGGAGAUCAACACCAUCCAUGGUCGACCGAAUCCCGUCCAAGGAAAAGGGGCUCGAUCCCGAUUCGAAAAAAGACGGGCUGAAAAGGUGAGACACAUAAAUGGAAUCACAUCCACCUCUGAAUCUGCCAAAGCCUUGGAAAAUAUUAGAGUCAUCUCAUUCACACAGAAAGACAUGGAAAGAACUGAGUUCCCUCAUAAUGACGAAUUAGUGGUGACCCUCCGCAUUACCAAUUCGAUGGUAAAAAGAGUGAUGAUCGACGGGGGGAGUAACGCAGACGUGUUAUUCUGGAGCACCUUCCAAAGAAUGAAGCUAGACGAAAGGGAGAUUCAACCAAACCCAACACGGAUCUACGCAUUUGAAGGGACGAAAGCACAACCGAUUGGAGACGUGACUCUGCCGGUCAUUGCCGCAGGUAAGACCCUACUCGUUACUUUCGUAGUUGUGGAUGCGCCGAGCUCAUAUAAUGCUAUAAUGGGAAGGAAUUGGAUUCAUCGAAUGGAUGGAGAAGCAUCGACACGUUGCCAAGUGAUGAGAUGCAUAUCUGAGGAUGGCAGAACCACAGUUGAUAUCAAAGGGGAUCAAGUGGAGGCCAGAAGAUGCUACAGCAUAGCAACUAAUCUUAAGGUUGCGACCUCGCAUCAAAGCAAGGAUUUAAAGCAAUAA
Messenger RNA from Prunus mume (Japanese apricot), 696 nucleotides. Lineage: Eukaryota; Viridiplantae; Streptophyta; Magnoliopsida; Rosales; Rosaceae. The record is from RefSeq and is a predicted model, not a curated record.